GUGAGUGUGAUGAGUGUGUGUGAGUGUGAGUGUGAGUGUGAUGAGUGUGCGCGUGGUGAGGUGAGCCCCUCGCAGGAGUGUUUGCCGACCCGCCCCUCCUCGGACUGGGCACAGCUCGCGAAUGCACCGAAGGAUGCACUUGCCAUGUCAGAGUCGCCCCCGGAGAAGGAGUGUGAAGUGAUGGGAGAAGAAGUGUCUUUAAUUUAUGGCUUCAGCUGUACAAGAGCAAGCUCGUUUCAGAACUAGUUUUUUUGUGUGUUUGGGGGUUUUUUUUGAAAGCAGUUUUGUUCAUAGCUUUUUCAUCUUGCUAAUUGCAUAUUAGUUGCGGAGGGUUUUUUUUGUUUGUUUGUUUUUUCACAGUCCUUGUCCUACUAAACAAAAAGAUAAAGUGAUGGAUGCUUUUCUAUCUCCUUGAAUGUUUUGGUGAUUUUUAAAACAUAAAUCUGAUUAGCUGCCUUCCCUCUCUUACACGCACACGCUCCCACCAGCACCACCUUCCUGUGCUGAGGGCUAUCUGACAUUUUUGUGAGCUCCCAGCAUGGCCAUCUCCCAGGGUUUUGAGGCUUUUUUCAUUGAGAGUAUGUGAGUUGCUGAAGUAAAGGAACCCUGCAGCCUUCCCAUGCUAUCUGUUGACAUGGAAAACAAGGAAAAUGGCUCUGUCGGUGUAAAAAAUUCCCUGGAUAACGGGAGACCACCCGAUCCUGCAGACUGGGCCGUGGUGGAUGUCGUCAAUUACUUCCGGACAGCAGGAUUUGAGGAACAAGCUAAUGCUUUUCAAGAACAGGAAAUUGAUGGAAAAUCCCUGCUAUUGAUGACAAGAAAUGAUGUGCUGACAGGACUUCAGUUAAAGUUGGGGCCUGCUCUGAAAAUCUAUGAGUAUCAUGUAAAACCUCUGCAGUCAAAGCAUUUAAAGAACAACUCUUCAUAGUACAGUCAAAUUGGGGUCUCAGACCUCAAAAAUACAUAAUGACAUAAUUUAGUUUCAUGUGAUGAAACUUUGUAAACAGAAUACAUACAUGUGUAUAUGUAAAGAAUUUCAACCAAAUGAAACGUUAUCCUAUUGGAUAGACUAGGCAAUCCAUCAGCUGACCUGAAUUCAGCUAGGAGGAGCAAGGAGAACAGGUGGAUAGGACGGUUUUCCUUGUGGAGUUUGUCAAAGAGAGUACAAAGAAAUCAAUAUUUGACAUGAGUAGAUACCCUUCCCCAGAAAAGCUUUGAGGUCAUAAGGACAUUCUUCGUUUCUUCAUAGAUGGCUUUCCCAAAAUUCUUUUAAAAAUUCAAUGGGAUGAGCAUGUUUGAUUACAGACUUGGGGAGGGGGAGAGAGAGAAAGGGAUUGCUGUCUCCCUUGAGUUCCUCUGCUCCUUAGAGCUUGUGUUACUGGGAUGGAAUUGCUGACACCCUUUUUUACAGAGGGUCCUCCACUUGACCUUAUUAAGGUUUCACUGGGAUAUGCUGCGCUUUUUGAAAUGAACAUGCAUCUUGGCCCCUUUAGAAGCAGAACCAUAGCUCUGAAAAGAAAAACUCUGUUGUAUAUUGGGGAUAUCCAUCCAUAUUCAGCUGGCUUUCACAGAGGGUAAUGGUAUUUUCUGCAUAGAAUUGCUUUUAAAUUGGUUGUUUCAAAAAAAAAAAGCAUUAUUUCACUUUAUGGUUGUAUUUAUAAUAAUUUGUUUCUGAAGAAAUUUGCCAAGAGUUACAGAUCAAAAAGCCUUGUUACUAGUACAGAAUAUUUUUAUAUACAUUCCUUCAUGAUGGUGUAAUAUUUUUAAAAUUGCUCUGAUGCUUUGUUUGAUUCCUGGUUUGAGUACUUGUUUUUAAGAACUUGAAAAGGUGGGGUUGCUACAUCUCUGUUCAAAGAGACAUUUGUUCAAUCUCUGUGUGUUGAUACCUUGUUGGAUUGUGUUUUGUGGUUGCAAUAAAGCAUUGCUUCAGUUUA
Messenger RNA from Myotis brandtii (Brandt's bat), 1934 nucleotides. It is a transcript of the gene SAMD13, whose product is annotated as sterile alpha motif domain containing 13. Gene Ontology annotation, molecular function: protein binding. NCBI's taxonomy places the organism in Eukaryota, Metazoa, Chordata, Mammalia, Chiroptera, Vespertilionidae. The record is from RefSeq and is a predicted model, not a curated record. The coding region runs from base 620 to 928 and encodes 102 amino acids. The transcript has 4 exons.